Messenger RNA from Scutellospora calospora, 126 nucleotides. The record is from the annotation of a GenBank genome assembly. Lineage: Eukaryota; Fungi; Glomeromycota; Glomeromycetes; Diversisporales; Gigasporaceae.
UUUGAAUAGUAGAAGUUUUUUAGUUUCAUUAGAAAUCAUAGAAGGGUUAUUGGGUAGAGAAUCUUCUGCAAUAUUAGAUGAUUUUAGAAAUAUUGAAGUUGUUGAGUUGAGUGAAGUUGCUAUUAA